Molecule: messenger RNA, 617 nt
Organism: Cotesia glomerata
Lineage: Eukaryota; Metazoa; Arthropoda; Insecta; Hymenoptera; Braconidae
Gene: Grx5
Product: glutaredoxin-related protein 5, mitochondrial
Exons: 3
Coding region: 87-494 (135 amino acids)
Source: RefSeq, a predicted model, not a curated record
UUAAAUAACCGUCGACCAUAACCUUUCUCAAAAAUUAAAACAACUAAUCAUUCAUAUUUUUGUAAAAAUACAAUAAAUAUAUUAAUAUGUUUGCUAUGACUGCGAGGCUGGCGUUCAUCGCUCGUGGAUUUGCAACCACUGCUAAAGAUAUUCCCAAUUUAGUCAAACAAAACAAAGUUGUGGUAUUUAUGAAAGGCGUACCUGAAGAACCUAGAUGUGGAUUCAGUAAUGCUGUUGUACAAAUAUUCCGUAUGCAUGGCGUUAAAUAUGACGCACACGACGUACUUGCUAGCGACGAACUCAGACAAGGUAUCAAAGACUUUUCAAAUUGGCCGACAAUACCACAAGUUUUCAUAAAUGGAGAAUUUGUUGGCGGGUGUGACAUAUUACUCCAGAUGCAUCAAAGUGGUGAAUUAAUAAAAGAGUUGGAAAAAGCUGGCAUAACAAGUGCUCUUUCAAAUAUAGAUAAUGCAGGCGAUUCUUCAAAGAAAUAAUCGAAAUAAAUCCCAUUUUUCAACAGGCUUGUACAUAAUUUCCGAUAUUAUAAACUAGUCUCAUUUUGUUUAUAAAAAAAAAAAAAAAAAUAAUUAAAUAAAUAAAAAAUAAAUUCAAACAGA